This is a messenger RNA of Uloborus diversus, 1138 nucleotides long. RefSeq lists its product as uncharacterized. The transcript is spliced from 9 exons. Bases 38 to 1138 code for a protein of 366 amino acids. Lineage: Eukaryota; Metazoa; Arthropoda; Arachnida; Araneae; Uloboridae. Gene Ontology annotation, molecular function: FMN binding; oxidoreductase activity. The record is from RefSeq and is a predicted model, not a curated record.
AAGACAGCACUCCAUUCAAAGGUUAGACAACUUUUAUAUGAAAACCAUCAAAGACUACCAAGACUAUGCUGAGGCGUACAUGGAUGGACAAGCUAGAGAUUAUUAUAACAGUGCAGCGCAUCACAUGCUGACUCUUAAGGAUAAUGAAGAUGCCUUUUCCAGAUACGUUAUCCGUCCACGUGUGCUUCGCAAUGUUGCCUAUCGAAACAUGAGUCUCACAGUAUUUGGACAAAGUUUGAAAAUGCCGAUCGGUGUAUCUCCGGUUGCUUUCCAGAGGAUGGCUCAUCCUGAUGGAGAAAUGGGCACAUCUAGAGCUGUUGCAAGGCACGGAGGUAUAAUGAUACUCAGCAUGCUUGCUACGACAGGAGUGGACGAACUAUCAAACAGCUCACCUCUAGACAGUGUUCACUGGUUGCAAGUGUACAUUACAAGGAACAGAGAGAUCACCAAAAAUAUCAUUCAAAAAGCCGAAAAAGUAGGGUUCAAAGCCAUUGUCGUUACUGUGGACUCCCCUGUCAACGGAAUGUGGGGAGUGAACAUGGGGCGUAACCUUUCUCUUCCUCCACAUCUGUCGUUGCCGAACUUGCUCAUACCAGAUGUUGGAGGCAAUAUGAGAGUCGGAAUUCAGCAAGAACUGCUAGAUCCUGCACUCACGUGGAAGGACAUUCAAUGGAUUCAAACUUUUACUGGUUUGCCAAUAGUGGUGAAAGGAGUCCUCACUGCUGAAGACGCUAUACUGGCAGUUGAAAAUGGCGCAUCAGGAAUAUUAGUAUCAAAUCAUGGUGGGAGACAACUUGACACAGUUCCUGCAACGUUGGACGCUCUUCCGGAGAUAGUACAAGCAGUCAAGGGUCAAGCGGAGGUAUUCCUAGACGGAGGGGUUCGAUCAGGCAUGGAUGUCUUCAAAGCGCUGUCGCUUGGAGCAAGAGCGGUAUUUUUUGGACGACCUGCGAUAUGGGGACUUGUGCAUAGUGGUCAAAAUGGUGUGAGAAAUGUUUUAAGAAUAAUGGAGAACGAGUUGGAUCAGACAAUGGCUUUAUCAGGUGUGUCCACCUUGCAAGACAUCGACGGAACGCAUGUUGUGAGAAAGCAGUCGCUUAGCUAUCCAUUAGAGAGAAAAAUUUCCGAAGAACUAUGA